AUACAGGGACGACCCUUUCCAUCAGAGUCAUAUUCCCUGGCUGCACAGCUCCAACCCCGGCCUGGAGAGGGUGAGCGCCAUCGUUUGGGAGGGAAACGAGUGCAAGAAGGCCGACAUGUCCGUCCUAGAGAUCAGUGGAAUGAUCAUGAACAGAGUGAACCUCUACACUCCUGGUAUUGGCUACCAGGUGUUUGGGAACCUGGUCUCAGUCACACUUGGACUCACACCGUUUGUCUACAGGUUGAUCCAAUACUGCGACCUGGAUCAGUUCACCACGCUUUCAGCCAAUGAGAUACUCUCUGUAGUUUUGGGGGGAGGCUCUGAAUCUGAUGCCUUGGUGAUCACCAUGGUAACACUCAGCUUUCUGGUGCGUGUUUGCCUUAUAUGGCUCUUCUUCUUCCUGCUCAGCGUAGCAGAGAGGACCUACAAACAGAGGCUGCUGUUCGCCAAACUGUUUGGUCACCUGACGUCGGCCCGCAGAGCCAGGAAGUCUGAAGUCCCACAUUUUAGACUGAAGAAAGUUCAGAACAUUAAGAUGUGGCUGUCGCUGCGCUCCUACCUCAAGAGACGAGGUCCUCAGCGCUCAGUGGACGUCAUUGUGUCCUCUGCCUUCCUCCUCACUCUGUCAGUGGUCUUCAUCUGCUGUGCCCAGCUUCUCCACGUCCAUGAAACGUUCCUGGAGUAUCACUAUAACUGGGAGCUGGUGAUCUGGUGCACCAGUUUGUCUCUGUUCCUGCUCAGGUUUGUCACUCUGGGCUCAGAAACCAGCAAGAAGUACAGCAACACCUCCAUCCUGCUCACUGAACAGAUCAACCUCUAUCUAAAGAUGGAGAAGAAGCCGAACAAGAAGGAGGAGCUGACGCUGGUCAAUAAUGUCCUGAAACUGGCUACCAAGCUACUCAAGGAGCUGGACACUCCGUUCAGGUUGUACGGUUUGACCAUGAACCCUCUGCUCUACAACAUCACCCAGGUCGUCAUCCUGUCUGCUGUGUCAGGAGUCAUUUCUGACUUACUAGGAUUUAAUCUCAAGCUUUGGAAGAUCAAAUCAUGACAAUAAAGAGAAACUGCAUCUCAGUCUGGACAUAUCAGUUUCCUGACCUUCUAUGUUUCCACUUUGUGCAAUUCAGAUUAUUUAUUUACCCUCUCAGUGUUUCUACUUAAGUUUUGUUUUAAUUCUAGGUUGUACAACUUUUGUGUUCGUGUAACACAAGACGAAGCUAUUUUUGCCUUCUGGAAAACACGUUAUGAACAUAAGUUAUGUUCUCAGCUGCACAUUACCUUCUUUUUUCUUUUUUUUUUUUUUACCCAAAGGCAAAACAUGAAGAGGGUAACACUGUAUCUAUCUAAUGCUGAUAAUGGUUACAUAUCUGCAGCAAACAGUUUAAACCCCACAUUGUAGACAUUACAUUUCAUGACGGCGAUAGCGCUGUCUGGUGUAGCUGAGAAAAUAGAUCCAUGACUUGUUCUCACCUGGCAGAACACGGCAGCACUUCAACAAACAAUCAUUGAUUAAAACCAGAUUGUUUCAGGCCUCAGCAGUAUUUACAGCAAUACAUGUGUAGAUAGAGAACCUCUCCUUAUAUAGCUUAGGACAAAUAAAAACUGAGUGUGUUCUAACAAGCAGCAAAACCUUCGUUUUGUGUAAUUUGUAGAUAAACUUCAGCAGUUUCAGUCUCCUGGGCACAUUGAGGUUCUUGAACAGAGAGUUAGUUACUUUUAAAGAUGCUGUUUUAUGUUGUUCAGUGUUGAUCAAAGGCAUUUUUAUAUACUUCACUCGAUUUCACAGAUCUCUCUGCCGUACAGCCGGUCUGAGACAACGCAUGUUAGUAACGUCUGUAUGCAAAUGAGAAAUAUGCACUUUAACAUCAGAUUUUAUGGGGUAGAAAGUUACAAAUGUUUUUGUGGUCACAUUUCUAUGUACCUCACUUGUGUUGGAAGUAAACGCUAGCUAGCACUUUUCUAUUUUGACAAUUCAAAUCAUUCUCUGAAGGAAAUCCUACGUGGUACGUAAAGUUGUGAUUAGGAUGCUGACAUAAAAGAAGCCUCAAAACAAGUUCGAGUUGUAAAGUUGCUAGCGUUAUCAUUUAUGUCUCGAGAGCAUUUGAGGAGGAAGACCAAAGUGCUUAUUUAAUUGUUUUUGUCUCUGCUGGGAAAAGAAUGUAUUUUUAGCAUUAUGCUUUAAAAUGUAUUUAUUUCCCUUCAGAAAUACUUUGAGUAUUGUUUGGUUUUUAUUGACAUUUGUAACGGCUGUUUAUUCUUGACGUUCUGAAAGCAGAGGCAUGAUUUACUGUUUUUAAAACAAGCUUGAUUUAUAUGAAAGUGACUAAAGGUAUCAGACUAUGUUGUAAUGCUGUUUCUCAGAAAGUCUGAAUAUUUUAGCUUUUUUGUGUGUCUGAGCUCUACUUUUUUUUUUUU
This is a messenger RNA of Xiphophorus hellerii (green swordtail), 2415 nucleotides long. RefSeq names its product putative homeodomain transcription factor 2. Gene Ontology annotation, cellular component: endoplasmic reticulum. The transcript is spliced from 10 exons. The coding region runs from base 116 to 1051 and encodes 311 amino acids. NCBI's taxonomy places the organism in Eukaryota, Metazoa, Chordata, Actinopteri, Cyprinodontiformes, Poeciliidae. The record is from RefSeq and is a predicted model, not a curated record.